Cutaneotrichosporon oleaginosum is the source of this 1954-nucleotide messenger RNA. RefSeq lists its product as uncharacterized. Lineage: Eukaryota; Fungi; Basidiomycota; Tremellomycetes; Trichosporonales; Trichosporonaceae. The record is from RefSeq and is a predicted model, not a curated record.
CCAUCAGCGCGAUGUGUCCUUUGACCUUGAGCAAUACCUCGACGACAUCAACCCCCUUGGAGAGGACGGCAAGUCCACGCCUGGCACCUCCCCUUGCAGGUCCGUCUCGAGCACCUCCCCGAUCAUCGACAUGUACAGUGGGAAGUCGACACCUGGUCUGUCGCCGCUUUCAAAGUCGUCUUCUCAAAGCAUGCCUCUUGUUGAGCUGUAUACCACCGGGUCAUCAAUCUCGACCCUCAGCAGCGUGCUCACCUCGGAUUCGACUGCUACAGUGACUUCGUUGAGUGACAGCAUCUCGGUGAGCGCCUUCUCCAUCCACGAAGCUAGGCGUGAGGUCCCCAAGUCGGCCAAGGCCACGUCCUAUCGUAUCCCGGACCGGACCGUUGUCGAAGCGAUCGACGAUGCAGACUUCCCUGCCCUUCUGCCGCCACUCUCUUAUCCACGGCACGCCAAGUCAAUGCCGAACGUCAACGACUCCUACACACGCAUGCCCAACAGAAAGCGGCGUCCUCGCUCCACGAAAGACUUCCGACUUCUCCCCGCGUUCGAACUCGAGGCACAACGGAUGGAGGUUGAGCACCGAAGUGUGAGCGACAGCGGACACGCCCGGCUGGAGCGCUCGUCUACCUUGGUCAAGGGGUACACUUUCCCGCCCCGGCCGGCGCAACCAGACAGCCCCGCUUUCGACGGGCUGUCGCCUCGGCGCCCUUCCGUUGAUGACGGAGACCGCUCUCGCAGGCAAAAGUUCCGCCAGUGCGUGAUCGUCGACGGCGAGCGCGUUUCGCCUCCCACCUCCCCCAAGGAAGCCCCUCAGGAUAUCACUGCUCUCGGCGCCAUCCUCGCAUUGUUCCAACCGGGUUCGGACAGCGGGACUGAUGCUGUCGAGCGAGCUCUGCUCAAAGCUGUCAAGAAUGAAGAGCAGCGGCUCGAGGCCAUGGGUGAGAUGUUUGACGCGGAAGCGCGCGCGCGGCUGGCGUGGCUGCUUGAGCAGGUGGGGCAGGAGCUCUCCCGCCCUGACCUUGUUUGCGCUGUCGACCGCGUGCUGUACACAAUCUCGUCGCCUACUCGGCCACUGGGUCGAAGCCCAUCGACGUACAAGGUGUCUACUCCUCGCAACCGGCUGUCGCAUCAGCACCGGCCAUCUGUCAGCUCGAAGCCUCUCAGCAUUGUUGUGCCUCCAAGGGAGCACGCCGGCAUCGAGCUGGAGGUCGGUUCCCCCGCCAUGCACCCAGCCACAAUACGCACCUAUGGCCUCUGUCCAGGUUCCAGCAGCCCGCCCAUCAGCGAGAGCGACGAGGAUUCACUCGAGUUUGACGCUACACCAACUGUGACAGACUAUGCGUUCCAUACUCCGCCACUGCGCAUCUGUCGCAAUCUUCAAGGUCAGUCGCCGCUACUUCACCGCCGCUCGGCGCUCCGCCACCGCAACAGGCACAGUCCGUCCACUUCCACGCCCUCGCCGACCAACACUCCUUCAACAAGUCCCAACACGACUCCAACGGCCUCACCAUCGCCGCUGUCCACCCCAAUAAUCUACCAGUCAUCUCGCACAUACACGACGAGUAGUUUGAGCCCGCUCAUACAUGCCGAGGCGGCGCUCAAACAACCACCCCUUUCGCCGCCGGCUUCACGCUUGGUACACGCACUAUAGUUUCCCAGGACAUUCACGAACUACUCCUGCUUCAAAUACACGCUGUUGGUUUUCCACACUCGCUCGCGAUCUACGCCAUCGCAUCUACGAUACAGUUUCCUGCCAGCAUCGCGACUUGCAGCAUCUGGUCAAAACACACGCUGUCCGGCGCUGCCGCCGCAUGCCCUGCUUCUGGUUGAAAAUCUCUGCCUUAUCACAGUGCCUAUAGUUUUUCUACUUUGUGUUUCUUGACACACCCACUAUAGUUGAUAGAUCGUUUCGUGCAUUCAUCUCGUAUUAUGCCAUGAAACAAGAACAUGGUUG